Bombina bombina (fire-bellied toad) is the source of this 1389-nucleotide messenger RNA. Its product is annotated as perilipin-1-like. The transcript has 7 exons. NCBI's taxonomy places the organism in Eukaryota, Metazoa, Chordata, Amphibia, Anura, Bombinatoridae. Gene Ontology annotation, cellular component: cytosol; lipid droplet. Bases 185 to 1270 code for a protein of 361 amino acids. Gene Ontology annotation, biological process: positive regulation of triglyceride storage; lipid storage. The record is from RefSeq and is a predicted model, not a curated record.
GCCAGUUUAUUCAGACACCAGCCUGGGAAAUCCCAUUUAGAUGGUUUGGGAGGUGCUGGGGACUUAUAAGCCUUACAGUCCUUUGUCAUCCUGAUGUUAAAACAGACUGGAAGGGUUCUGCAGAUUGUUCAAGGCGUUUUAUCUGGACAGACAAGGGUUACACUGUUGGGGUUAGCACCCAGAUAUGGACAAUAACAACCAAACUGAGGAAAUCCAGCAGGAAAGUGUAAUCCGUCGGGUUACCAGGCUCCCUCUUAUCUGUUCAGCCUUCCAGAUCCUAUCAUUUGCUUACCAUGAUGUGAAAACAGUAAAUCCUGUGGUGGAUUUUUUAUUUGAUGUUUCAGAAAGAAGUAUAAAGGGAGUCAGUCGGGUAGCUGCAAUGGGGUUGUCCCCUUUCCUCAACGUCUUAGAACCACAGAUUGCUAUGGUUAACAGAGCAGCUCUACAGGUGGUGGAACAGUUGGAGGUCAGACUUCCCGUACUGGACCAGCCAGCAGAUGAGGCUAUUUCAGAGUUAAAGGACAGUUUUGUUGGUAGGGUGCAAUCUUUUAAAAACCGAAUCCUGAACAGGACACAGAACGUGCUGGACAGAGGGCAGAACCUAUUGCAGGACAUUCAGGAAGCUGUUUCUCUAGUCGCUGUCACUUUUGGAACCAUGGGUGUCAGAGAGUUGUUGAGGCUGGGAGCUGACCUUGCAGUUACACAGGCAACAGACCUGGUGGAUUACUACUUGCCAGACGAGGAAGACAAAGGUGGAGAGCAGGAAUGCAGCACAAGCGAGGAAGCAAAGGAACCUGAACGUGCUGCCCCCAACCUACUGUCUAGAUGCAGAUCUCUGGUGAUCUCUAUAAUCAGAAGAGGUUUAAAGAGACUAAAUCCCAUUCCCUAUCUGGACACAGUCUGGGGUUUUCUACAUGUUGCAAUCAAUUUGCUACUGAGCUUUCCUUAUAAGCUGCAGGGAUAUUUUCAACAAGCAACAAGGCUUCUUCUUUUCCGUCCUGUUUCCAAUGAAUUUCAGAAGAAAACAGCAUCUCCCAAGACUCUGAAGAAGAUGAAUUCACCCAAGAGAUUAGUACAGCAUUCUCCAGGCAGAAGAAGUUCAUACUUUAAAGCAAACAGCUCAGGCCACCUCAACAGGGUGUCGCUUAACACAAACGCAAAAGGAAAAAGGUUCUCGCAGGAUGUGGAUAAUGAAAUGGUUCAGAACAAAUGCAACAGAAUACAGAGUGUAGAAAACUCAUUGUACCCAUCCAGCUUCCUGGAAGAAUAGAGGGAUCUCAGCUGUCACAUUCUAACACUGAUUUUGCCUCUAAUUUACCAACAAUUGGAUGUGUCAUAAUUUGAGAAAAACAAAUAUGUUUAAAAAAUAUAUUGCUCAUGAGAAACAAG